AUGCCUCGAGUUGUUGAUUACGCGCCAGCCUGGUUAUCUAGGCCUUCUCCUGCUGCUUCGUUUUUUUCAAGUUCCAGCUCGACAAAUGGCGCCGACCAGCCCGGCGAAUCAUACCUUGGACCAACAAAAGUGCUAGCUCGGCGAGACACCGAAGUUUUUGCUGUGGUGGACGGUCAGAUUCGAUGGUCAGAUCUUACUCUUCUGAAAGACGAAUGGCAGGAAAGCGUUAGACACAGAAGACAUGGCUCAAGACACGAAGAAGAGGACGCGGCUCCCUUAUCAGGCAGUCCUACGGUGUCUUCGAAAGGCGGGGCGUCGAACAAGUUUCGGUCUACUAAUGGAGUGAGAGGUGACUCUGAUACUACGUCUCAGUAUAGGAUACUUACUGUCCCAAUAUACGGCAACAUUAAACAACUGAUCCCCUCGCCGAAUGGCGCAUUCCUCGCUAUUCUCACAGUUCAUACCAUCCAUAUUGCCGUCCUACCAGAUUCAUCUCAUUUAUCUGGCCCAGAUCAUAGCCCUAUACGAUUGAGGACAUAUCAACUUGGGCCUGCCACGCAUGUCAUUCCAGAAUCGCCAGUGGUAUCUGCUUUGUGGCACCCCCUAGGCGUAUAUGACAACCACUGUGGCUGCAUUGUGACGGUCACCGCAGACUCGGCAUUGCGCGUCUGGGAAAUUGACCGGCGAGAUAAUUGGUCAUUUGAUCGUCCUGCUAUUGCUAUUGACCUUAAAAAGUUAAUCGACGGAAGGUCUUGUGAGGAUGAUUUUACUCCGUCAAGGUUCGGUCAAAACAAAGGAUUUUCUGUCGAUUCUUCUGAUAUGGAAGUUGCUUCGGCCUCGUUUGGUGGACGAGGUUAUGACGACGAAGAUGCCUGGGCAUCAAUGACCUUUUGGAUAGCGAUGAGGCAGGGCGAUGUCUACGCUCUAUGCCCGCUAUUACCAUCAAAAUGGCAUGCACCUUCUCUAACUAUCCCAUCCUUAAAAACUUCAGUUGUCCAUGCCUUAGCAGCAGCUCAGGAUGAUACUUUUGAUCAUGAUAAGCGAAAAUUCAUUGAGCAACAGUACGAGUGGCUUCGGGAAAUUGACAAUCAGGAACCGAUACAACCUGAUAGUGACUCUGGGCUCUCUGAAAUCCGACCACGACCAAGCAUCCCGAGUCCGAUACCAAGAUUGCAAGGUCCGUUUCAAUUCACUAUUGAAGAAGAGCCGGACGACUUCGAUGUCACCGAUAUAUUUGUUAUUGCUGCAAAGCCAAAGGUUGAUGGCCUUUUGAUUGGCGAAGAUGGUGGGCGUAUUUCCAACGAGAGUAGCCAGAAUGGAGUAUCAGGAACAGUGCUCUGCCUUGUGACUGAGAAUGGCGUGGUCCAUAUCGGACUUGAAAUGCAUGGUGUUGAAGGCCAAUGGCUUCCGCAUAAAAGCCAGAAUAAAUGUACCACUCCAGUGUCCGAAUCCAUGGAGCUCUUACUUCUUGAGUCUUUGCAGACGGUCCGAGGAAGCGAUCAACAACGAAAUUGCUGGCCCACUUUUUCGGAAGAUAUUGGAUCUCGCUAUAACUUUUUCGUGACAACGGCAAAUGCGAUCUCCUUCAUCUCCUUAUCUUCAUGGGCACACAGACUUGAGCCAGAGUUACAAUCGGAAGAUACGGUAGGGUCCGCAUAUCGAAUUGGUAUCAUGUGCGAUAGCUCCAUUGCAGAGGGCCAACAAAUAAUUCAGGUUAAACCUGCGAAACAACUAGGAAACUUUGAGCAUCUUACAAAUAGCUUGAUAUUUCACGACUUUGACUUGGGCUACAUGCUACUUACUUACACACCCUCAGAGGUCUGUGCGCUUAUUUUGGAGUCUUCGGCUGCCAGAGAUUCUGAGACAACAGAGGACAUUAUUUCUUCGGAGCCAGCAGCGAGCGUACAGCAAACCCACCUGCCCACCCUUCAACGCGCUCCGUACCAAGUCCCAUCACUUCUUUACUCUACAAACCCGCUUGUCUCCUUUGUCAAUGAUCAUGUUCCCCAUGGCCACAGGCAUACUUUAAAGGAGCCCAUCCGUCUUUCUCCAUCUACGCUUGAUACUAUGACUGCUGCUCAUCGAAUCUUGAGCUCAUAUAGCCAUGCACUUGAAAUAGCGGCUUCCGAUCUUUUCCGGAGGUGCGAAAGGUUACAAGGAGAAAUCCGCUACCAGUUAGAUCAACUUAUAGACAUUGCUGGAAGAAUUAACGACGUGUCGCAAGGCACUGUUCGACGACCUGUACAAUCUAGCAAAACCGGUCGCGAGGGAGCCUUAGACUCAAGGAUGGCCGCUGUUGAAUCUACGCAGAAGGAACUAACAUUGCGGUACCAUAAUCUGCGAAGCAAGCUUUUGAGAGCUGGUGGCCGCCCUAUUAGCGAUAGAGAAAAGGGUUGGAUACAAGAAGUUGGGACCUUGUCGAAUUCAAUUGGAGCAGACGAUGGGGAUGCACGUGCAGACCUGAUACAAAGACUUGAAACGGCAAAAGCACUGGCACAGUCUCUGUUAACUGAAGCCAGACGACUUUCUGAGGCGGACACAACUACAAUUGAUGUUGAUGCGCAGCCCACACCUUUAAGAGUUCCCCGCCGACUAAGGGAGGCAAAAGUUGUAGAUGCUAUGAAUAUGGUUGAGCGAGAAGCGGCAGUUAUAGAAGCUAUAACGUCGCGGCUCGAACGAUUGAAUACCGGAACGCUCGAAUUUUGA
This is a messenger RNA of Ophidiomyces ophidiicola, 2706 nucleotides long. RefSeq lists its product as uncharacterized. Gene Ontology annotation, biological process: protein import into nucleus; mRNA export from nucleus; ribosomal large subunit export from nucleus. Gene Ontology annotation, molecular function: structural constituent of nuclear pore. Bases 1 to 2706 code for a protein of 901 amino acids. The record is from RefSeq and is a predicted model, not a curated record. Gene Ontology annotation, cellular component: nuclear pore. NCBI's taxonomy places the organism in Eukaryota, Fungi, Ascomycota, Eurotiomycetes, Onygenales, Onygenaceae. The transcript is spliced from 4 exons.